UCUUCCUCUCUCUCCACACCGCCCACUCUCACUCACCGCCGCCUCGCCGGCUUCUUCUCCCCGUCACAUCGUCUGCUACCCCCUUUUUUCUGCAUUUUUUGGUGGAGAAACACCGCGCAUUCUUUGGACCAAAACAGCAAAAACACAAACCCACCACCAUGGCGAGCACCGAGGAUAAAGUGGUGGCGAAACAGGAGAAUGCGACCACCUGGAAGGACUCCUUCUACAACCCGAGGACCGGGGAGUUUAUGGGUCGCACGGCCAGCAGCUGGGCCCUCAUCCUGCUCUUCUACCUGGUGUUCUACGCCUUCCUGGCUGGGAUGUUCGCGCUGACCAUGUGGGUGAUGCUGAUGACUCUGGACGACAACGUGCCCAAGUACCAAGACCGCGUUCCCUACCCAGGGUUGGCGAUUCAACCAAAUUCACUGGAUAUUAUCUACAAUAAAUCUGAACCAUUAAAAUACGCCCCGUAUGUCCAGAAGCUGGAAUCCUUCCUGCUGAGUUAUAAUGAUACCGAGCAGGAGAAGAAUGAGGAGUGCACUCGAGGAGAGUACUUCCUGCAGGACGACGCUGAGGACAUGGAGAAGAAAGCGUGCCGCUUCAAGAGGGGCUUCCUGAGUCUGUGCUCCGGCCUCUCCGACACCAACUUCGGAUAUUCUGAGGGGAAACCGUGCAUCCUGCUUAAAUUGAAUAGGAUCAUCGGACUUAAGCCUCGUGGGGAUCCCUACAUCACCUGCGCAGUCAAAAAAGACGAACCCAUUCAAAUGCAGUAUUUCCCCCGUGAAGGCAGCAUUGAUAAGAUGUAUUUCCCCUACUACGGAAAGAAAGCCCAUGAGACCUACGUUCAGCCCCUGGUGGCCGUGAAGCUGCUGCUCACCAAAGAGGACUACAACAAGGAACUGGCGAUUGAGUGCAAGGUGGAGGGCUCCGACCUCCGUAACAACGACGAGAGGGAUAAGUUCCUGGGCCGUGUCACCUUCCGGAUCAAGGUGGAGGCGUAGGUGGAGUAAAAGGACGAGAAACCCACGCAGAGGCUGACCAGGAUUUGAAAAAUAAAGAUAACAAAAACGUGUCAAAAACGUCACAAAAACUGCAUUUUUGGGACGUGGCCCAACAGUUUGUUGUAGAUAGGUUAGAUGCAGAUAUUGAAUGUCGCUUUGCUGACAUUCUGACCCUUCUUUCCUUCACGAUCUCCCCAAAGGUCAGACACAGGCUCUGCUUCCUGACCCCAUCAUCUCAUUCACCUGUUGCACUGCUCAUUCCUCACCCCUUUUAAUAUGUUUUAAUUUUUAGUAUUGAUGUGAUUUUGAACCGUAUAGCCAUUUCAACUAAGCUACAUGGAGCUGUUGUGUAAUUGCUGAUACAACUUUUUUAGUUUUGUUUUUUCUGCUCAUACCUCAUUCCAAUCUGUAUGAAUGAGCGCAUUGUCGCUGGAAGAUUCGUACCUUUCUGUAUAGUGUAAUUGAGAAAGUAGAACAUCACUUCAUCGCAUCACAAAGACGUCAUAGGAAACGUACCUUGAUAAUCAAGUAUAGCCACUGUAUCCCUGUAUAUGAAAUGCCAAUUACAAAGUCCCUUUCUACAUAUAAAUACAUUGUGAUCCUUAUCAUAUUUAGGGAAUUAUAGAUAGUUCUUCGUGUCGAGGCCUGCGUGGCCGCGACCCCUUCUUGUGCUGUCUGUCCGUCUUUCUGCAUGUCUGUCUGUUUGUCUGUCUGUCUGUCUGUCUGUCUGCCCGUCUGCCUGUCUUCCUGUUUACUCCACUGCAAUAGCCAACAUGUGGGCGGGCCCUCCGGGAGAAGCUGUCUCCACCUUCGCCGGGUGCUGCGCAGUGACGGUGGCUGAGGCAACACACACACCGAGAGAGUACAGUGUAAAAAAAACUAGAAAAAGUCGCAAAAUAAAAACUGUAACUAUGUACUGUAUAUCUAUCUGGGUCUCAACGAUUGUUCGUCAGUUUCUUCAGCCUGUUGAUCUGAUUGUCUGCCAAUCUAUUACUCUUCAAUGUAUAUAUAUAUACACACACACUAUCUACCAUAUUUACUUCACACUGUAUUUUUGUCACAAAACACAAUGUCUGUGCACUGUAAAGAAAUAAUUUAAGCAAAGAUUUACAGGAAAUUAUCUUAUUCAAAGCUAUGUUUACACAGUCUUAAAAGGAACCCUCAUUUGAAAGACCAUCUUGUAACAUCUCUUCAGGGUGCCUUAAGACCUGAUCAAAUAAAUUGUGGAAUAAAAGUGAUUUUGAAGAAAAAUA
Messenger RNA from Notothenia coriiceps (black rockcod), 2254 nucleotides. Its product is annotated as sodium/potassium-transporting ATPase subunit beta-3-like. Gene Ontology annotation, cellular component: sodium:potassium-exchanging ATPase complex. Lineage: Eukaryota; Metazoa; Chordata; Actinopteri; Perciformes; Nototheniidae. The coding region runs from base 159 to 1001 and encodes 280 amino acids. The transcript is spliced from 7 exons. The record is from RefSeq and is a predicted model, not a curated record. Gene Ontology annotation, biological process: potassium ion import across plasma membrane; sodium ion export across plasma membrane; intracellular sodium ion homeostasis. Gene Ontology annotation, molecular function: ATPase activator activity.